Molecule: messenger RNA, 1650 nt
Organism: Plenodomus lingam JN3
Lineage: Eukaryota; Fungi; Ascomycota; Dothideomycetes; Pleosporales; Leptosphaeriaceae
Source: RefSeq, a predicted model, not a curated record
AUGUCUGAGCCACCACUCACUGGUUCACGUAAACGUCGACACUCAGAGACACCCCAACUGAAUGAAACAUCGCGACCCGUAUUGAAAAAGCAGAGGCUCAGCCCUCCCAGCGAAUCUCAACCACCACCAGCUUUCUGGGACAACUUAUCGAAAAUCUGGUUGACCAAGCGAGCUUUGAGAGAGCUAGACCGAAGGAACGCUCAAGCUGCUCCAAGCCCGCCUCGUUCAUCGCAUCAACGAGCCCGCCGGCCGGUGACUCGAAACUUCCUGGGUGAAUUGAAGAGAAAUGGCCAAACAACUCAAUACAUCGCCGACUAUCUUCGCUACGAGCCGAGGAUAUUGAAGAACAUAAAGCUAUUUGCCAGACACGGAGGCCCACAUCUGUCCGAUCUAAGAAACUUCCGCGAACCUAUCCGUCCUCCCGAUCACGCAAUGAGCUCGAGCCAGUCGAGUUCUAGGAGCCGACAGCAAAGCUCAGUAAAUCCCCCCAGCACCGAUCCCACCACGAAUACGACGAAAACAGAGAGCACUGGGGCUCACGACCGUAAUUUUGAACAGUACCUUGUUGACCAUGAUGUUUAUCCUCAUGGCUACAGGCAUCCGAAUGGCAGUGUGCCUAUAAGGCCAGAUAACCGUGCGCAGUUCAAUCAAAUAUUCGCACGGCGUCGACCUUCACUCUCACCGUCCAUAUUCAAUGAGGAAGAGUUUGAAAAUUUUGUACAGGCAGAUGCUGACGCCCGUGAAGAAAAACAGGUGUCAGAAUUGGUGAUUCCUAUCAUCGAAGGCAAGAUCAGGGAUGCAAAAUGCCGCUCAGGAGGAAUUCCCUUUACCAAUCUCGACCCACUGACGGACGGCACGCUCAAACCCGGCAACCCAGAUAUCUACUAUGGCGCCCGCCCGGAACAGCUUAAUCGGAAGGUCCGCGAUGAGCUUGGCGGCCAAAUUAUUCCUUCAACGCAGCACGAUCUUCCUAUGGCGCCGAACUUCCUCCUGGCGUGUUAUGAUGGUGCAUUGGGAGCGAGGGCCAUACACACUUUACGGUCAUACAAACAAGACGAGCCAGUUUACGACAACAAUGCCUAUACCAUGACAUCGAUCUACCACGGCGGCACCCUCAAGAUGUAUACCAGCCACGUUGUUUCGCCGCGCAGUCCUGGCGGUCGGCCGCAGUACCACAUGACUCAGGUGGACUCCUUUGCUAUAACCGGCAACCGAAACACCUGUGCAGCCGGACUACAAACAUACAGAAAUGGACGAGAUUGGGCCGAGAAGCAGAGAGACGAGGCAAUCAGGCUGGCGAAUGAGAGAGCAAAUUCUAUGGAAGUUGCAGCACCAGCUAACAAUGUGCGCACCAGCCCGGCUUUAAGCUUCGUGACUGCCGUGUCGGAGACGGAAGCAUACAACAAGAGCCAAGAGCCUCAGACGUCGCUGAACGGUGUUUUAGAUACACGGGAGGACUUUGAGCAAUCUGAUAGUUCAAUAGAGGAACUCGUGGAUUACAGACUCCCGGCCAAACGUACUAGCAGGUGUUCAAAGCGUUCAGAGAUUCAGCAAAAGCGACGUAAUACAGACGAUUCUAGCGCCACAAGAUACAGCGAAGGAUGCACUGUAACUACUCUACUAACUAAUACGACUCCCCCGCCACAAUAG